AUGCUACCAUAUACACCCCUACUGGCUGUCGCCGGUCUGUAUGCCUCCCAAGCAAGUGCCGCCGAAGCAACAGAUAUGGGCCCUGCCGCCUUCCUCUGGCCUCCCGAUCGAGCAUGGGGAGCAGCACAGGAUAACACAGCGCCGUGCGGUUCCUCUGCCGGCGUAACGAACCGGACAGAUUUCCCACUCACCAAUGGUCAGCAACGGCAUGUGCAAUCCUCCUACCCGACUAUGAAUAUAAACUCUAACAGCCCAGACCCAACCUCAAACACCGACUUCACAACCCUAGUCUCAUCAACCAAUUUCCCGGACCUAGACCCCGGCCACGAGUGCUACGCCGUACCAAACCCAGCAUCAAACAUAACCUCUGGCUCGAACGCAACGCUCCAACUCUCGUAUCUGUCUACCUUUGACACAGAAAAGAAUAGCACUUUCUAUGCAUGCGCGGACAUCACUUACGUCCCACUUGCGUCAUUCACAACCAAUGUUCUUUGCUUCAAUGUCUCUGAGCCAUCGACCACGACGUCGAGCUCGAGUACUAGCUCUGCGACUUCUUCUGAUUCUUCGUCGUCGUCCUCAUCUGGGGGAUUGUCUGGGGGUCAGAUUGCGGGGAUUGUUGUUGGGUGUGUGGUUGGUGCGGCACUUGCUGCUGUUGCGCUUUUUGUUCUUUGGACCAGGCACCAGAGGAAGGUUCAGAGGGACAAGGUUGUUGCUGUUCGGAUGGGGGAUUGGGGGAAUCAGGAUAAGACGGUUGAGACGGGGGUUUGA
This is a messenger RNA of Penicillium soppii, 768 nucleotides long. RefSeq names its product copper acquisition factor BIM1-like domain-containing protein. The record is from RefSeq and is a predicted model, not a curated record. Bases 1 to 768 code for a protein of 255 amino acids. The transcript is spliced from 3 exons. Lineage: Eukaryota; Fungi; Ascomycota; Eurotiomycetes; Eurotiales; Aspergillaceae.